Molecule: messenger RNA, 3888 nt
Organism: Macrobrachium nipponense
Lineage: Eukaryota; Metazoa; Arthropoda; Malacostraca; Decapoda; Palaemonidae
Product: protein turtle-like
Molecular function (GO): protein binding
Source: RefSeq, a predicted model, not a curated record
AUCGAGUUGGUGGUGGUUGUGCACGUUGCUCCGUUCGUUCCUUUGCUCAAUGAGGAAGGCCGUCUUUGGAAAGGAAAUAUUUUGAAUGGAAACCAAUUGGAUUUUUGUGGCACAUCUGCUUGGUUGAGUCAUAACUCAAGUCACGGAGAAUACCAGAAAUAUCAACAAUAAUACAUACGACAUGCGUGUUGUUAUUGUGCGGAGUUGCCAUUGGUUUUAGUUUAAUGAUGGUCACUUUCAGCUGAUCCAAAACUGACCAAAAAUACAAGGAAACACUGGAACAACACACCGAAUAGAUGUAUUUUUUUAUUUUCGGCCAUGGACGGAAGAACCGUCUAUGAGAAAUGACUGCAGAACAGAGUAGAAUGUAAAUGACACUUGUGAGCGACAAGAUUUCUAUAUGCUAUUACACGCUGCGGCGGAAGGCAGCGGCUAGGGGUACAUGCCAGCGUCUCUUUAAUACGGGAGCGCCUCUAGAGAUCAUACGGUUAAUCUGCCGGCCACCUUUGACAUCAAGAGACGCCUUUGACUCCACUAAUUGUGGUGGGUGGCAACUGGUGCGACCCACCUACAGGAUGAGGUGGCACUUUACGCCAGUCUGUUGGAUGGUGCCUCUUCUCUUUGUUCUCAGCUUCGUGGAAAUGAAACAGAUACCUGUAGUGAGAGUAACGGGACUUAUUGGAAAAUCAGCAACGCUCCCUUGCGACAUAUCUCAUCCCUCCGAUGACACUAUUUUCCUGCUUCUCUUCUUUAAGGACGGUCUCACGACGCCUAUAUACAGAUUCGACGACCGAUCUUCGGAACGAGGAAAUGACGAUCACUGGUCUGACAACAAGGUCCUGGGGUCAAGGGCCACGCUGGACGUGACGACCUCCCCGGCCCUUUUAAGGCUUUCACCACUCCGAGAUGAGGAUCAAGGGCUCUACAGAUGUCGCGUCGACUUCAAACUUCAGCCAACAAAAACAACGAGAGUUAACCUGACAGUCGUGACUCCGCCGGACAGCGUCAGCGUCAUCGUGCACAAGAGCGACGAGCCAAGCAUACGUGUAACCAAUGUUGUGGGACCCUACCUAGAGGGAGACAUUCUCAAACUCACCUGUAUUGCUCAUGGAGGAAAACCUCGCCCUUCUGUCGUGUGGUUUGAGGAUACUCAUCUCCUUGACAGCCACAUGGAAUCCGAGGAUUUAGAGAAAAAAUCAGCGACGCUUGCUGCACCAGGAAACACAACAUUGCCUGCCACAGGGCCCACUACAAACUCUCCGACAACGGGUCCUCCUCAAGAAAAGGAACCAAGAAAUACGCUUACGUUGGGCCCACUUACACGUAGUGACCUGAAACUGCUGCUUACUUGUGAAGCUGCAAACAAUAACAUCACUUUGCCAAUCUCCGUCGUCGUCAUGGUGGAAAUGAAUUUACCGCCUUUUUCGGUAGUCAUUCGGUCCACUGAGUUACCCCUGGUGGCGGAAAAGGAAUACGAAGUAGCCUGUGAGGUCAUAGGGUCUCGUCCCCCACCAACUAUCACGUGGUGGACUGACGAUCAGAGGGUUCUACAAGCGACCAAAACGACAUCCGUGGAUGGGAACGUCACCAGAAGCACGCUGCGUUUUUCACCGCGUCCUCAAGACGAUGGAACAACUUUGAGAUGCAUAGCAGAAAAUCAUGCGACCGACACCCGCAUUGAAGACUCAUGGAACCUCACAGUGCAAUAUAUACCAAAAGCCACGGCCACCUUCGGAUCAUCCCUGAAUGAAGACAAUAUUAAAGAAGGAGAUGACGUGUACUUCGAAUGCGCCAUCUUGGCUAACCCUAAAGUAUCUCACGUUUCCUGGAGGCACAAUAACAAAGUCCUGACCCACAACAUCUCCGGGGGGAUCAUCGUCAGCAACCAGAGCCUGGUCCUGCAAAAGGUAACGAAGGCGCAGGCGGGGAGAUACUCUUGUCACGCUCAUAACGUCAUUGGCGAUGGAAGUUCCAGCACGUUACGACUGGACGUUAAGUACUCUCCCGUCUGCUCCCCUGGGCAAGUGACCACGUACCCAGUCGGAAGGUACGAGGACGCAGAGGUCACCUGCUCAGUGCAAGCCAACCCCCUGCAGGCUUCCUUCCAGUGGACCUUCAACAACACGGCGGAUACGAUCGACGUUCCCCAAGGGCGGUUCACCUCAACCAGCAGCCACAGCGUCAUCACGUACACGCCGAUGACGUCACUCGAUUAUGGCACUCUUCUGUGCUGGGCGUCAAACGAAAUAGGGACUCAGACGAAGCCUUGCAUAUUUCACAUAGUGCCUGCAGGAAAACCAGACCCUCCCAUGAACUGCUCAGUUAACGAGCGAACUCAAGUUUCCGUGAAGAUAAGCUGUGAAGAAGGAAGCAGCGGAGUCACUCAGUCCUUCAUCCUGGAAGCCAGUCUUCGGAAUGGACGACACACUAUCAACGUAACUUCACCCGAACCUUCCUUUUCGGUUAAUGGACUCCAACCCGGAGAGCAGUAUCGUAUCAACAUCAGAGCGAAAAAUGAGAAAGGUUUCAGUGUCCCGACUUUGUUCACCAUCUCCAGUCUUAGCGACACCGGCGCUGUCUAUCAACCUCACGACGGUCCAUCCGAAGCCGAAGUUCGAGACGGAGGGAAGAACGGAAGCGGAGCCGAGAGUUACCAGGGGAAAGAAGAGGACGAAAAAGGGGAACCGGUUGCCGAGACGGCUGCCUUAUACCACAUCUUCCCCAUCAUUCUCGGAUUGGGUGGAGGUCUGCUGAUCGUAUCCUCCAUCAUAUUAUCGGUUCUACUGAUAAGAAGUCGAAGGCAGAGGCUACAGCAUCCUCCGGCGGCGUCGACUUCAAUUGGUCACGUCCCGAGGGGGAUUCUGAAAUCACCCAUCAUGUCUCCGAGGCACACUUGCAAAUCCACUCCGAUAGACAGCGACCUUCAGGUGGAGAGCGAGAGUGACGCCGACCCCGACGUCAUCCCCCUCCGCCAGUCUCUCCAGAGUCCCCCCGACGGAGAAGCUUCGGCUGCGGCUGUUGCUACUGCUGCUCCAGCAGCGACGCUCCUGCCCCCUGACUGCUAUAAAUACACCUCUCUGCCUGUCGCGUUUCCCAACAUUGUAAACCAGCGAUACAGCAGACUUCCAGUGUCUCCCUCAGUGGCGACGAUAUCAAGCAUUGCCGAAGGAGGAGGAGGAGGAGGAGGAGGUGGAGGAUGUGCAAUGAAAGGAAGCAGAACGUGUGCGCAAGGAGAAGUGCAGGAAGGAGUUUUCACUUUGUCCUACGACUGUCGGGCGCUGUUGGAUGGACAACUAAAUUGCCUGGAUCCCGCAUACCACUCAUGUAGUAGGUCUUCUACACUCCCGAGAAUUUCCUCAGCCUCUGCCGCUCCCUGUCCUCGAGGUACCGUCGUCUGCCAGGGGCAGCAAUUAGAACCUCAUAGUCGUCCUUCCCUCGGGCUGGAAGGAGGCCUUCCCGCUCGUCUGACGCACCAGAAUUCGGGUGACAAGCGCCCUUCCUUCCCGUUGGUGUCGAGCCCAAAUGCUUUCGAAGACGACGCCCCCACGACUCCCCUGCUGAGCAAGAGAGAAAGUUCUGUUUGAUGCCGACCGAGAAUCGAUGAAGAUGUCGCUCUUUCUCGGCGGCAGAAUCCGUAAUUUUAUCGAAAGUCGAUCCUAGUUUUUAUAAUAUUUUUUAUUGUGAGAUAAUAUAUUGCAAAGACAGUCAUAGCAACCUAUUCUUGAAUAGCCCUGACAAUCAUUUUAUACAGAAUAGAGUACAAAGAUAAAUUAAUGAAUGAAUACGUAAGUAUUAGAAAAAUAUUAACUGAUUUUAUUUAUUGAUCUAUAACAGCCGAUUAAUACCGGUGUUUGUAUCUAACACGAUGGAAAUAAAUGUUUAAAGAUG